Molecule: messenger RNA, 2840 nt
Organism: Salvia miltiorrhiza (redroot sage)
Lineage: Eukaryota; Viridiplantae; Streptophyta; Magnoliopsida; Lamiales; Lamiaceae
Exons: 2
Coding region: 453-2840 (795 amino acids)
Source: RefSeq, a predicted model, not a curated record
CUUAAUUGAAGUUAGUUCCAGCGUGACAUUGGAGAGCACAAAAAGCUUCAGCUUAGUUCCAGCAAUUCACCAUCACACUCGAAAAACAAGCAAACUCCUCCGAUUUGAAUUUGUGAAUUUGUGGUUUCCUUCACCUGAGUUCCUCCGAUUUGAAUCUCUCAUCUCAAACUCUGAGCUCCGAACUUCAAUUUAAUCCCCAGAGAGAGAUUGAUCCGAGCUCAAAACUCUCCGACAUCGUCGUAGCAGCAUCCCUCGCGAUCUCCUCCGCUUGAGAUCAAAAUUUUGGUGCGACCUUUUCAUUUCUCCUCUAAUUUCAUAUAUAAUUUCUCUAUUUAUAACCAUUAUUCUAUCAUUUUAUUGAAGCUCUGCUUUGGUGCAUUGUAAUUGAAGCUCUACUUUCGAAUUGAAGUCCAGUCUCACAGUAGCCAUUCUAAGUACUUGUUAGUUUUGAAAUGGACAAGAGUUGGAUUAAUGCGCCAAGGGUUAGUGAUGUUUAUAAGAGUGGAUGUGAGUCAUUCAUACAAUUUGCCAUGGAAGCUCAAGAAACUAUACUUUGCCCCUGCUUGAAGUGUUGUAAUGGCAAAAGGUUUUCAACUGAAAAUGUUCUUCAUCACAUAUUAUUCAAUGGUUUUUGUCCGGGAUAUACUACUUGGAAUUUUCACGGAGAACAUGUAUCGUCGGAAUAUGACACUUCUUACAUAAGAAAACUAGCGGCUCAAACAACUACUGUUCACAGAGAUGUCCCAAGUAAGAGUGAUACAAUUAGGGAUAUGAUACAUGCUGCAUUAGGAAAUGAUUUAGGAGGAGAUUCAAACCAUAAAAUUGGUGAGUUUAGUGACGGUCAAGCCCCUGAGAAUGUCGAAGGUCUUCAUGCUAAUAUUUCUUCAAGUGAACAACACCAUGAAAAUAAUUUUUGUGGUGUUGACGCCUCACGAUAUCAGAAAAUACUAGCAGAAUGUGAUAAAGAAUUGUAUCCUAAUUGCAAGUACUCACAGCUAUACUUUAACUUGACCUUGAUUCACAUCAAAUGCAUGGGAGGACUUUCCAACAAGGGUUUCACUAUGUUGCUGGAGUUUUUGAAGGAUGUAUUUCCAUUUUUGACCUCCUUACCAACUUCUGUAUAUGAAGCUAAGAAAUUAUGUAAUGAUUUGGGACUUGGAUAUGAGAAAAUUCACAGUUGCCCGAAUGAUUGUAUGCUCUACUGGAAGGAGAGGGUUGACCAGGAAACUUGUCAUGUGUGUGGCUCUUCUAGGUGGAAAACUGAAGAGAAAGAUAGAGAUAAGGAUAAAAAGACACACGAAUUAGAUGAACAGCCCAAUACACAUAUAACGAAAAAAGCAGCAAAGGUAUUGCGUUAUUUUCCCUUGAUUCCUAGGCUCAAAAGAAUUUAUGCUUCAACAAAAACAGCUAAAGAUAUGAGAUGGCAUAAGACCGGUCGUACAACAGAUGGUUUGUUAAGGCAUCCGGCAGAUGGUGAAGCGUGGAAAAAAUUUGAUCAACUCCAUCCAGAGUUUGCUGCGGAUCCUCGCAGUGUUAGAUUGGCGCUCGCAAGUGAUGGAUUUAAUCCUUUUAGAACAAUGAGUACAACAUAUAGCACUUGGCCAGUGUUAUUAAUACCAUAUAAUCUGCCACCUUGGUUGUGCAUGAAACAAACUUCUUUGAUUUUAUCAAUGAUCAUUCCAGGAGAAAAAGGUCCAGGCAAUGAUAUAGAUAUUUUUCUGCAGCCAUUAAUAUAUGAGUUGAGACAAUUAUGGCACGGGGUAGAUGCAUUUGAUGCGUUUGCCAAUGAAAAUUUCAAGCUUCAAGCUUCAUUGAUGUGGACUAUCAAUGACUUUCCAGCCUACGCCAUGUUGUCUGGAUGGAGUACAAAGGGGCGUGUUGCUUGUCCUGUCUGUACAGACUCUACAUGUUCCAUUUGGUUAAAACAUGGUAAAAAGUUCAGUUAUAUGGGUCAUCGAAGGUGGUUGGAGGACUCUCACCCUUAUCGAUAUCAAAAAGAUUCAUUUGAUGGCACUCAAGAGUUUAGAAGGCCACCAAAAGCCCCAAGUGGAUCACAGAUUCUGCAACAAGUUAGGGGUACCAUAUUUCAAUAUGGUAAAUCAUCUAAGUCUUCCAAAAAAAGGAUUAGAGAGAAUGAAGCCACUUCGAUUAAUAAUAUUUUUGAUGAUCCAGAUGACUUUAUUGAAGAAGAUGCUAAUGUGGUAGAACAACUUUGGAAGAAGAGGAGUAUUUUCUUUGAUUUACCAUAUUGGGAACAUAACCUUUUAAGGCAUAAUCUAGAUGUAAUGCAUAUUGAGAAAAACGUAUGUAACAAUCUUCUUGGAACUUUGUUGAAUAUUGAUGGAAAGACUAAAGACGACGAGAGAGCCCGAAAGGACAUUAUGGAAAUGGGAAUACGACCUAAUCUUCAUCUUAGAGAUUAUUUGGACAAAAAACCAUAUUUACCUGCUGCGUGCUUCAAUAUGUCUAGCAGUGAAAAGGGCAAAUUCCUUGAAGUAUUAAAAUACCUCAAAGUCCCAGAUGGAUAUGCAUCAAAUAUUUCAAGAGGAGUGAAUUUGAAGGAAAAAAAGUUGUCAAACCUUAAGAGUCAUGAUGCUCACAUUCUAAUGCAAGAUAUAUUGCCAAUAGCAUGUAAAGCCUCUAUGCAUUCUAGAGAGAAAACUAAAUUGGUGAAAGUUGUAUCAGACUUGUGUUCAUUUUUCAAGAGGUUGUGCAGUAAAGUAUUAGAUCCGGCGGAAUUGGAUAAGUUAGAGAUUGAAGUUGGCAUUACCUUGUCAGAAAUGGAACAAUUGUUUCUUCCGAGUUUCUUCACUAUUAUAAUUAUAAGCUCUUUAAGAUAA